GCAGAUUAAUUCCCAGUUCAAAAUAAAGUCUCGUUCCUCUCACCCUGGAUGGGAGUGAGGUGAGUUCAUGGCCUGGGGCAUUUGGAUGCAUUCCCAGAACUGGGGGCUGUGUCCCCACCAGGGUGGGACGGGAGGGAGCAGUCGGGUGGUGCUGAGGCUGGAGAGUGCUGAGAGGCAAAAGGGGGAGUCUGGGGCACACAGGGGGACUUGGGACACCCCAAAAAGCACAACAAAGGGUCUGGGGUGUCACCAAAGGCACUUGGAGCAGGACAGGGCAUGUCAAAACUCCCUCUGCACCCCAUAAUGCAAACACGUGAGUUGAGUGGCACACCAAAGGCUCAGCAAGGGCCAGGGAUCACCCCCAAGUGCACACUGAGGGGUCUAGGGGGGAAAAAACAGCUGGAAGAUGUGAUCCCGAGAAAAUUGGAGUGGAGGAGAUGAAGGGGGGGCAGAGGUGUGAGGUGGAGUGAGUGGCUCUUGGGGUGCACCUGGGCUGUUUUGGGAUGGAAGGUGGAGAAAUGACAGUGGGAGUGACGGGGUCCGAGGAGCGCGUGAAUGAAAGGAUGGAGGUGGUGAUAGGGCCUUGGGGGGCAGCGGGUGGGGCACAGGGACCCAUGGGGAUCCUUGGGACACAGGGACCGCCAAGGGCACAGGCACACCCAGGGCGGGGCACAUCCCCGGGGGUCACCUAGGGACAACAGGGACCGCCAGGGGCACAGGGAUCCCUGGGGAGACAGGAACGGCCGGAGGACAUCUGGGGACACCGGGACCGCCGGUGACCCGUGACGCCCAGGGACACAGGGAUCCCUUGGCGGCACAGGGACCCCAGAGGGGACACGGGGACCCCAGGGGAGCCCCGGGGACGCGGGGACACCAGGGGAGCCCCGGGGACCUCAGGGGAGCCCCGGGGACGCGGGGACCCCGCGGUGACACCCAGGCCCCUCCGGCCCCGCCCACGUGCCGGCGCGGGGGUGGGGCGGGGCCUCCCGCUCGGCGCUCUCUGAUUGGCCGGGCGGCUCCGAUUGACGUGGGCGCCUGACCGGCGGGGCGGGCGCUUUGCGACGGCGGCGCUUGACGGCGGUGGCGGCGGCGGGUGCGGGUCCGGGCGGGGGCGGCCAUGCUGCUCACCGUGUUCUGCCUGCGCCGCGACCGCUCCGAGAUCACCUUCAACCUGCAGGUGGACGCCGACUUCGAGCUGCAGAACUUCCGCGCCCUUUGCGAGCUGGAGUCCGGCAUCCCGGCGGCCGAGAGCCAGAUCGUUUAUGCGGAGCGGCCGCUGACCGACAACAACAGGUCCUUGGCCUCCUAUGGCUUGAAGGACGGGGACGUGGUGAUCCUGCGCCAGAAGGAGACGGUGGAGCCACGGCCUUCCAUGCGCUUCCCAGGCCUGCCCAGGAUCGAUUUCAGCAGCAUCGCCGUGCCCGGGACAUCCACGCAGCAGCAGGCGCCGGCCCCGGCGCAGCGGCCGCGCCCGUCGCCCCCGGACGCGCCCUCGUUCCCUCAGGGCCUGGACAACCCGGCGCUGCUGCGGGAGAUGCUGCUGGCCAACCCCCACGAGCUGUCCCUGCUCAAGGAGCGCAACCCGCCCCUGGCUGAGGCCUUGCUGAGCGGGGACCUUGAGAAAUUCACCAGGGUGUUGCUGGAGCAACAGCAGGACCGAGCCCGGCGUGAGCAGGAGAGGAUCCGGCUCUAUUCCGCUGACCCCUUUGAUCUCGAGGCACAGGCCAAGAUAGAAGAAGACAUAAGGCAACAAAACAUUGAAGAGAACAUGACGAUAGCGAUGGAAGAGGCACCUGAGAGCUUUGGGCAGGUGGUGAUGCUCUACAUCAACUGCAAAGUCAAUGGACACCCCGUGAAAGCCUUUGUGGACUCAGGUGCCCAGAUGACCAUCAUGAGCCAAGCCUGUGCUGAAAGGUGCAACAUCAUGAGGCUGGUGGAUCGGCGGUGGGCUGGCAUUGCUAAGGGUGUUGGGACACAGAAAAUCAUUGGCAGAGUGCACUUAGCUCAGGUGCAGAUUGAAGGGGAUUUCCUGGCGUGCUCCUUCUCAAUCCUUGAAGAGCAGCCCAUGGACAUGCUCCUAGGACUGGAUAUGCUUAAGAGGCAUCAGUGCUCCAUUGAUCUCAAGAAGAACGUGCUGGUGAUCGGCACCACGGGCUCGCAGACCUCGUUCCUGCCCGAGGGCGAGCUGCCCGAGUGCGCGCGGCUGGCGUACGGCGCGGGCCGCGACGACGUGCGGCCCGAGGACAUCGCCGACCAGGAGCUCGCAGAGGCAAUACAGAAAUCCGUAGAGGAAGCAGUUGCUGCUAGAUGGUACCAAGAAAACCAAGAAAGGAAAAAAAAGAAAACGGAAGAAGGACAGAAAGAGGAUGUGAUGCAGCUCCAAAGAAGCUCAGCUCCCCACAACACAUGUGUUCUUUUAUAAGAGCAGGAAUUUUUGCUGGCUUCCAGGAUAUGGUACAACACAAAUGGCUGCCUGCACCUGGAGGCUAUUAAAGUGCUUGUUUUGAAUGCA
This is a messenger RNA of Vidua macroura (Pin-tailed whydah), 2512 nucleotides long. It is a transcript of the gene DDI2, whose product is annotated as DNA damage inducible 1 homolog 2. The transcript is spliced from 9 exons. Gene Ontology annotation, biological process: proteolysis. The record is from RefSeq and is a predicted model, not a curated record. Gene Ontology annotation, molecular function: protein binding; aspartic-type endopeptidase activity. Lineage: Eukaryota; Metazoa; Chordata; Aves; Passeriformes; Viduidae. The coding region runs from base 1118 to 2422 and encodes 434 amino acids.